AUGCUCCCUGCAUACAACCCAAACAGCCCCCUGCGAGCCUCUGCGCCCCUCUCGCCUCUCGCCCCUCCCUCCAGAAACCCUCCUGUUGACUACGUCUUCUCGAUGACACUCCCCCCAAUCAGGUGGCAGAGAGCUCUUAAAGACACAGCACAGCCGGGCAGCUGCAGGGCCAGGGUGAGGGACGAGAGUGAGAGUGGGACCCAGGGACCCGCCAACACUCUGAGGUUGCUCAGUCAGGCUGCGAGAGCAUGGUGUUCAGUUCCAGUCACCCACCUGUUCACGUGA
Messenger RNA from Knipowitschia caucasica, 285 nucleotides. NCBI's taxonomy places the organism in Eukaryota, Metazoa, Chordata, Actinopteri, Gobiiformes, Gobiidae. The record is from the annotation of a GenBank genome assembly.